CAGACGCUAAGGAUGCUUCUGCUGCUCCUGCUCCCCAUGGCAGUUCUCCUGUCCCCCGGGGCUCCUGCUGAGACACAGGAUGGAAUGGAUGGGGGGGUCCUGAUCUCAGAGGACUUUGUGCCGCCUGCCACCCACUCUGACUCUGGCCACAUCGCCCCCCUGCUCAGCGCCCGCAAGGCCAAUCGGCGGGACUGGAGCCGCCCACGGAUCGAAGUGCGUCUGAAGAGUCACAAUCAGGUUGAUCCAGUGAUAGACACGGCCAUGGCCCUGAGGGGACCCCGCCCUGUGCUCCUGCUGUCCCACAUCCUGCUGUCUGGUUCCUUGGGCCUGAUUGGGGAACGUGACGGGUACACGCAGUUCAAGAGGCAGCACAUUGAUUACCCUAAGACCAAUGCCCCCGACAACCAGAACUAUUGCAACUACAUGAUGAAAAAACGCAACAUAAACAAAGAUGCCCCCAACUGCAAACCCAUCAACACCUUUAUCCAUGCCUGUGAACAAGAGAUCCAAGCCAUCUGCUGCUGUGAAAGGAUAAGCAACAACAGCAACAUCUACCAGAGUACGGCAAUCUUCAACCUCACCAUAUGCCGGCGGAAUCCUAAAAACUGUACAUACGAGAAACAAGAAAAGACUUCCAAGAUCCGCGUGGCUUGUAACGAAGAGCACCUGCCCGUGCACUUCGAAAAAUCUAUGCAAGCAACUUCUAUGUCUCUAGAGAAGAUCCAAACCCAACUGGGUCGCACCUCGACUGGGCUGCCCCGCCCCCACAAGGAGCGCAAGCAGGGAGCGGCUCUGAAACCUCAGGUGGGGACAGAGAGCUAA
Trachemys scripta elegans is the source of this 822-nucleotide messenger RNA. RefSeq names its product ribonuclease pancreatic-like. NCBI's taxonomy places the organism in Eukaryota, Metazoa, Chordata, Testudines, Emydidae. The transcript has 4 exons. Bases 13 to 822 code for a protein of 269 amino acids. The record is from RefSeq and is a predicted model, not a curated record. Gene Ontology annotation, molecular function: nucleic acid binding.